AUGGAAAGAGGAUCGGCAGCGGGCGAGAGCAGAAGUCGGACAGACGGAGGGGUUGGCACCCCGAGAAAUCGGGUCCUGUCUUGUGUAAAUUGCCGCCAGAGGAAGAUUUUCUGCACCAAGGAUAUCCCUUGUGGAAACUGCAUCAAGAACAACAUCCCUUGCAUACCCUCCAAGCCGGCGCCCUCAAGGCCUAGGCAUAGAUCUACCGCUCAGGAUAUACGGGAACGCCUUGCCAAAUGUGAAACAUUGCUUCAAGAAUACGCUACGGUGGAUGAAAGUGCCAAAAGUCGUUCCGGGCAGGAAGGUCCUACCAAUCCCAAUAACGACAUCCCACCAGCCAACAGCGAAGCAAUUAGCGAAUCAGCGGGGAAGCAUGUUGAUGGCGGUUUGUGGGUGACUCUUAACGAUGAGGUAUUUGCCCUUCAAGCUGCAUCACAAGCUUUUGAAGCUGACCAACAAUACAGAUAA
Clonostachys byssicola is the source of this 468-nucleotide messenger RNA. The record is from the annotation of a GenBank genome assembly. NCBI's taxonomy places the organism in Eukaryota, Fungi, Ascomycota, Sordariomycetes, Hypocreales, Bionectriaceae.